AGCAAAGCUCCACUAACGGCGGUAUGAAAAGCACCACCAGCAACGGUAAGCAAAGCAAGAAGCACAGCAGCCACGGCAAAAAGCUCCGCAUUGGCCAGCAAAGCGCCGCCGGCAAGGGUAAGAAACGCACCGCCAAAAGCGGAGCCGGGGCGGCGGGAGGCAGCGGCUCGGAGGAAGGCAACAGAAAGUGGGAGCAGAAGCAGGUGCAGGCCAAAACCCUAGAGGGUGAGUCCUCCGUCUCCGAGGGGUCCCAAGCUGGUGAAAGCGGUCAGGAGAUUGAAGGACAGAGUCCGGUGAACUCACCGGAACCGGACUUAGCUCCUGAUUAUUCAGAGUAUUUGACGGGAAAGAAACUUCCUCCUGGAGGAAUACCUGGCAUUGACUUAUCAGAUCCCAAACAGCUAGCAGAAUUUAUUAAAGCGAAGCCCAAAAAGUACAAAGAUGACAUUCCAAGACCAGUACCUUGCCUUCAUAAAGGCUGCGGAAAGAUGUUCCGGGAUCCCGCUUCUAUGAGAAAACAUCAUCACACCCACGGUCCUAAAGGCUACAUAUGUGCAGAAUGUGGCAAAGGUUUUAUUGAGAGCUCAAAACUAAAACGGCAUCAACUGGUGCAUUCUGGAGAGAAGCCCUUUCAGUGCACAUUUGAAGGCUGCGGAAAAUACUUUUCCCUGGAUUUCAAUUUGCGUACACAUGUGAGAAUCCAUACAGGUGACAAGCCCUAUGCCUGCCCCUUCGAGGGUUGUGAUAAGAAGUUUGCUCAGUCAACUAACCUGAAAUCUCAUAUCUUAACGCAUGCUAAGAACAAAUAGCCAGUGAAAAGGAGAAAAGAUCCUUUUUUGAUUCUUAAAUAUCUAAGGGUCAUGCUUUCAUAGAUUCGUUUAAAAAGUUAAAAAUAUAUGUUUACAUUGUUAAGAUGUCAUGUUUUAAUAGAGUAGUAAAAGGUUAAAAAAGUGAAAAAAGGUUAAAAUAUGUAUAAGAUUACAUUGUUCUGUAAUAUCAUUUGGAAAACAUGGUGUUUUGUCAAGUUUGAUCCCAAAAAAGGAUAAUUCAUAGACUUCACAUCGAAAGACUUUUUAUGCAACUGUGCUUAAAAUGGGACUUUUCAUAUUCAAGUUCACCUAUUUACAAAUUUUUAAAGUUCUGUAUUUUCCAAAUGUUCAUGUUUAUACUUUUAGGAAUAUGUUUAAUCUAUGUGUGGUUUUUAUGGAAGUUGAUAACUGCUUACUGUAGAUUUUGUUUAUGAGAAUGAACGGUCAUAUACAUACAUGAAGUAUUUUUCUGUUUAAAAAGAGGUUAUAUAGGUUUUGUUUGCUAUCUUAAUUUUGGUUUUAUUCUUUGCUAUUAACAUAUUUUGCAUAACUAUCUUUUAGCUGCAUGAAUGAUGUAUAUGUAGUAUUGAAUAGUAGAUGUGGUUAGUACUGUUAGUCAAUUUAAACCCAUUUUUGUCAAUUUAAACCCAUUUUAGUCAUUUUAUUUCUAAUACUGCCAAAUAGUGUUAUUUAGUGUAAUUUCUUUGCUUCUUCAGUUAGAAAGUGCUGCUCAAUUGUAGUUGUAUUGUUUUUAUAAUGACUUUUAUAACAUUUGAUAUGUACACCUUAUAUAAUAGAAAAAGCAAAAGUGAAAUACCUGUUCUAAAUAAAGAAAAAAAACACUUGCCUGUAUAAAUACCAUAGCUAGAAAACAGGGAGGAUGCUACUGGCAUCUGGGGAGUAGAAGCUAAACAUCCUGCAAUGCAUAAGGAAUUAUCUGCCCCAAAAUGCCAAUAGUAAGAAAACCUGCUCUAGAGAAAGUAAAAUUGUAAUGUAUUCCUUUAAUGUACUUAUAAACAUUAAUGGGCAAGAGGUUGU
This is a messenger RNA of Myotis daubentonii (Daubenton's bat), 1847 nucleotides long. RefSeq names its product YY2 transcription factor (gene YY2). NCBI's taxonomy places the organism in Eukaryota, Metazoa, Chordata, Mammalia, Chiroptera, Vespertilionidae. The transcript has a single exon. Gene Ontology annotation, cellular component: transcription regulator complex; chromatin; PcG protein complex. The record is from RefSeq and is a predicted model, not a curated record. Gene Ontology annotation, biological process: regulation of transcription by RNA polymerase II. Gene Ontology annotation, molecular function: RNA polymerase II cis-regulatory region sequence-specific DNA binding; DNA-binding transcription factor activity, RNA polymerase II-specific. The coding region runs from base 24 to 809 and encodes 261 amino acids.